AUCACCAUUGCCAAAAUGUUUGGAAGCCAGAAAUUGUUUUUCUCGAUCCUCUUCCUCUCAACAGCUCUCUUUCUAACCGGAGCAGCUAAUAUUAAUAUUGGUGCGAUAGUCAACACCACUUUACGCAUCGGAAGGGAACAGAAGGUAGCGAUGGAGAUCGCAGCCCAACAUUUCAACUCCUCUUCAUCGCCAAUUUUUCUGGGUGUCAGCGAAUUAAACAGCAGCGAUCCCUUCGAAGUGAUCACAAGAGCUAAAGAUCUCAUUAGCUGGGGAGCGGAUGCAAUCAUCGGCAUUGGAACAUGGCCCGAGGUCGCAACGGUACUAUCUCUUUCCGCAACACCAACCUGGUCAUCGACCAUGCCGUUCGUGGUUCAGAUGUCGUAUCCAGCCACUGGCGAGGUGCGCUGUCUUGCUGCCAUCAUAAGAUCGUUUAACUGGAGGCGAGUCAUCGUCAUCUACGAAAAAGAUAUAUAUGGCAGUUCCUCCGGAGUCCUCGCUCUCUUUUCCGAUGCUCUUCGAGACAGUGGUUCACAGAUCGACUACCAUAUAGCCUUCCCACCAUUGCGCACAGUCUCUAACGCAACCGAUAUGAUCCGCCGAACGUUGACGGGCAUUCCGCGACACCUAUCGAAGGUGUUCGUCCUCAUCCGAUCCUCACUAGAGCUGACCGUGGAAUUGUUCCAGCAGGCAAACGAUAUGGGAAUGAUGGCCAAGGAUCAUGUAUGGAUCGUGAAUGACGACGUCACCGCCCUCCUCGACUCCACUCUCACCCCUUCCUUCAUCUCUUCCUACAUGCAAGGCGUGAUCGGAAUCAGCACCUACUUCAACACCACCACCAGCUCCUACCACGCCUUCUCUUCUGAUUUCCGGCAUCGAUUCAAGCAAGAGUACAAGCUCAAAGGGGAGCAUCUUUUCGAACCAGGGAGGCAUGCAGUCGGAGCUUAUGAUGCAGUGCACGCUAUCGCCAACGCAGCAGCAGCAAUAGCAACUAAGGCUGAGACCGGAAGUGUCACAACGUUACAAGGUAUCCUCUCGACCAACUUUCCUGGUUUGAGCGGCUUUAUAGAAUUCACAAGAGAUGGGCUUUUACCUGAGUGGAGAGGCCACUCGACCUUUCGUGUGCUAAACGUAGUAGGGAAGAGUUACAAGGACCUAGGGUUUUGGUCAGAAGGACAUGGUUUCUUUGAGAACGAAGCAGACAUAAGCCGCCCUGGGGGAGUAGUAGAUGUCUUGCGUCCAGUUUUCUGGCCGGGAGGCACAGACAAGAUCCCAGGAGGAUGGGGAACGUUGAAGAUUGGAAUACCUAAUGCCACAUCCUUCGAUCAAUUCGUUAAGGUGGAGUAUGACAAAGAUGGGAAGCUGCAGCCUACUGGAUUCUGCAUGGAUGUCUUCCGGGAGAUUCUGAAACACCUCAACUAUGAUCUAAUUUAUGAGUUCGAAGCUUUCAAUGGCUCCUAUGAUGAUCUCGUUAAUAAGGUCCCUUCCCAGGAAGUGGAUGCUGUGGUGGGGGACAUCACAAUCCUAGCAAAGCGGGCAGUGAAUGCUACGUUUACUGAGCCCUUCCUCUCAUCCGGCCUUUCCAUGUUGGUCCCUGUGAAGCCUAACCACACGCCAUGGAUGCUCACGAAGCCAUUCACCAAGGAGGUGUGGUUUCUGAUCCUUGCCACCCUCGUCUACACCGCGGGCGUCGUCUGGUACCUGGAGCGCGAGAGCAACCCCGAGUUCCACGGCACUCCGUGGGUGCAGCUCGGAGCUACGCUUUGGCUAAUCCUCUCCAGCAUCUUCUUCGCCCACGGUGAGCAAAACCGGAGCCGCCUGCCGUCGCAUAGCAUCUUCGUCUGUUUAACUUGUAACUCGAUUUAUUUUCACCGUGCAGAUAGGGUUUAUAGCUAUUACACGAAAACAGUGGUUAUAGUUUGGCUUGUCGUGGUGUUGAUCUUGACGACCAGCUUCACGGCCAACCUCAGCUCCAUUUUAAUCAUUGAGAAGCUGGAACCGGUGCCACCAGGCAGUAGGGUUGGCUGUGAUGGAGACUCGUUCGUUCUCAAGUACCUUCAGCAAGUGUUGCUCUAUAACAAGAGCAGAAUUGAGACGAUUGGCCAACCAGAAGAAUACGUCAAAGCCUUCAAGAGUGGGAACAUCACGGCGGCCUACCUCGAGACGCCGUAUCUCAGGGUCUUCCUCUCCCAGCAUCAAGAUUUCAGUGUCAUUGGGGAGACACACAGGCUCGGAGGCUUCGGCUUUGUGUUCCCUAUACAUUCUCUUCUGGCGGACGACUUCUCCGAAGUCAUACUACAACUAGAAGAGAACGGGACACUGAAAGAGCUGGAAAACAAAUGGUUCACCAUUACCUUGUCCAACUCCUCCCCACUGGACGACAAGAGGGAGAGUGACAGCCUCAGCCUGGACUGCUUCUGGGCACUUUUCCUCUGCACGGGCUGCACCUCCACCAUCGUCUUGCUUCUGAACGGGACCGGCACAUCGGUAGCAGUCCUGCGCCGAAGCUUUAUGGUGCUUUGGCGUUCCACCAGAAAUCUCAGUCCAAGAGAAGGUUUAGAGCUUCCCAUGGUGGUGCAGAUAUCUUCACACCAAGAAGAUAAUCAUCAUGCAAACACCAUUGAUAUCGUUUAAGACAAAUAUAUAUGAAAUGUAUAUACUUGUACUCAC
This is a messenger RNA of Musa acuminata AAA Group (dessert banana), 2667 nucleotides long. Its product is annotated as glutamate receptor 2.7-like. Lineage: Eukaryota; Viridiplantae; Streptophyta; Magnoliopsida; Zingiberales; Musaceae. The transcript is spliced from 4 exons. Gene Ontology annotation, molecular function: signaling receptor activity; ligand-gated monoatomic ion channel activity. The record is from RefSeq and is a predicted model, not a curated record. Gene Ontology annotation, cellular component: plasma membrane. Bases 16 to 2631 code for a protein of 871 amino acids.